AUGAACAACGAAACUCCUAAAGAACGCCAAAAAAGGCUCCAACCACGUAUCUAUCCCUGGACUUCACAUGGUUUGCACCGUCAUACACUAGGCAGCAUGAAUCAUAGAUGUUCAAAGUGUGGAGCUCUUAUGUGGCUUGAUGAAAGAAUAACUAACACAUCU
This is a messenger RNA of Cetraspora pellucida, 162 nucleotides long. NCBI's taxonomy places the organism in Eukaryota, Fungi, Glomeromycota, Glomeromycetes, Diversisporales, Gigasporaceae. The record is from the annotation of a GenBank genome assembly.